UGGCAUGGCAUGGCAUGGCACUGGGAGUGGCAGCGGGGGAAGAGUUCCCAGAAAAGUGUCCACCACCGCAAGCGAACCGAAAUCGAACGCGAACUCGCUGCCGGUGCAGCGCAGGGAGCAGGGAGCAGGCAGGGCAGGGCAGGGCAGGGCGUGGGGAUGGGGACGGGGAUGGGGACAGCCGGAGCAAACGGCUGCAAGGCCAGCCAGGACUGGGACCGAAUUUGCUGCAACUGCACCGCGUCAGAAGGAAUGGCGGUGCACGGCAAAAACGCAAUCAACAAGCAAGGCCCCAGCAGCACCAGCACCACGUUCCGGGAGUGAGGAUACCGAGCUGAUGCACAAGCGGCACAAAGAUGCUGUGUUGUGGCCCGACGAUAUCGCUGGGUCAGGUGGAGGGUUUUUUGGCAGUUGGGCUGGAUGCUGGGCGGUGGAGUAAGUACGGAGUCAAUCUACUUACUGUACUGCAAAGUGGGAGAGCGCAAGGCAAACGCCAACGCCUGCAAGAACAGCAACCAAGCAACGUUGACUGGCUCGCGUGGCCGGGACGAGGGUGCGCGUGGGCGGCUUGGGUGGGAGAAUGCGCCGGGACGCAAGGGAGACCUCAAGAUGUGAAGCAGGAGGAAGGGGAGGAGGGGAAAUUCAAUCUCCUUGCAUUGCUUGCAAGUUGCAAGACACGCUUCACCGACGGCACCACACUGCAAGCACAACGCCACUCUUCACUUCCACCACGUCCCAACUCCAUGCCUAACGCCUCACGCCUCACACCUCACACCUCACACCCCACACCGCCGCACGCCUCGUCUCCUCCACCUCCCACGCUUCAAUGCUGCCUCAAAUCACACCCAAGACUCUCCCCGUGGCAGAACCUCCUCCCAGCGCGCGCCAAAGUGCUGCUGCUGCUGCUGCUUCUGCUGCUGCUUCUGCUCCUCGUCACUAUUCGAAGUUACAUCUGCCCGCUCUCAGUGAAUCAGCCGACUGUUCCUUCGGUUCGUGAGACUUCCAAAGAUCCACUCUCCCUUCUCGCCGCAGCGCAUUCGUCGAAUCGUCUUUUCCCUUGUUCCCUACCCUGGUCCUGGCCCUCCGUACCAGUGUCCAUUAUCCAACAUCCACCCCAUCUGACCCACGACCCGGGUCAAAAGACUGGACCCCCUCCCCCCUCCCCCCCAACUAGCAAACGAGCUCCGGCCCUGUCGGCGGCGAAAGCUACGACCACCAAUUCGUCCCCCCAUGAUCUCCGACCAGCAUUGCUCUCUCUCGCUUGGGACUCUUCACCCUGCGAGCUUUUCUGCCCCAUAAAACUCCCGCGGUUCUCCAUGCGCUGCUGUCAGACGUCCGGCCCUUUCCAGGUCUCACACAGCUGCAAGAGCUGGGACUGGGAGCGUGCGGUGCGCUGUCCCGACUCCCGCGAAACAGUUUCCUCGCCGUCGCUGGAACGCGGCCUGAUUGCUGCAUUUCGGCCGGGAUGCACCAUCCAAUAUUUAUCCUCACUUUCCCCCUCCAGCGCUAGCGCGGCGCAGAAGCGGAAGGUGUUCGAAGGAACCACUUCCCCCUUCUGCGUUCUGCCGGUGUCUUGAAGGGGUCGGGUGCCUCCGUUUGUGAUCGAUCGCAUGGCACAUAUGAAUGCCGCAUUA
Molecule: messenger RNA, 1631 nt
Organism: Hyaloscypha bicolor E
Lineage: Eukaryota; Fungi; Ascomycota; Leotiomycetes; Helotiales; Hyaloscyphaceae
Exons: 1
Coding region: 354-1574 (406 amino acids)
Source: RefSeq, a predicted model, not a curated record